ACUGUAGCUACAGUCACAGAAAUCCAACAUGGCGCUCCCCAUGAGAAAUAACGUGAAAUUACUUCUACGAUUCAUUCAAAAACAUCGUUCUCAAAGUCGAUUAUUCAGCGCGGGAGAAUGUGCAGAUACAAAGCCGUGUACAUGGGCCAGAGUGUUCUCGGGGAUCCAGCCCACUGGGGUGCCCCACCUGGGGAACUUCCUGGGGGCCCUGCAGAGCUGGGUGUCCCUGCAGAGCCAGUACCCGUCCGUGCUGUACAGCAUUGUGGACCUGCACUCCAUCACCCAGCCCCAGGACCCCGCGCUGCUUCGGCUUCACAUCCUGGACAUGGCCGCCAGCCUGCUGGCCUGUGGCAUCAACCCAGACACCUCUAUCCUCUUCCAACAGUCCCAGGUGUCUGAGCAUGCAGAGCUCUCCUGGAUCCUUGGCUGCCUCACCAGUAUGCCUCGUCUGCGCCACCUGCCACAGUGGAAGAUGAAGAGCAAACAGAAGAACGAGGGCAGUGUGGGACUGUACACCUACCCUGUUCUGCAGGCUGCAGACAUCCUCCUAUACAAGUCCACUCUGGUGCCGGUGGGGGAGGACCAGGUGCAGCACCUGGAGCUGGCCCAGGACCUGGCACGCAUCUUCAACCACCAGUACGGAGAACUGUUCCCCGAGCCUCGCGCUCUGCUCAGCUCCACGCGGAAGGUCAAAUCCCUCCGUGAGCCCUCUUCCAAGAUGUCGAAGUCGGACCCCCAGAAAAUGGCAACCGUCAGCCUCACUGACUCGCCAGACGACAUUGCUCUGAAGAUCCGGCGCGCUGUCACAGACUUCACUUCCGAGGUGACCUUUGACCCUGAGCGCCGUCCGGGCGUGUCAAACCUGGUGCUGUUGCACGCAGGCGUGGCAGGGUUGAGCGUGGAGGAGGUGGUGCUGCAGGCGCAGGGCAUGGACACGGCCAGGUACAAGCAGCUGGUGGCCGAGGCUGUGAUCCAGAGGCUGGGGCCCAUCAGGGAGGAGAUCCUCAGGCUGAGGGCCGAGCGGGGCCACCUGGAGCUGCUGUUGAGGCAGGGGGCGCGGAGGGCCCGUGAGCUGGCGGCCCCCACCCUCCAGGAGGUGCGGCAGCGCGUCGGCUUCUGCUGAUGAGGGGACUUGGGGGAGGGUGGGACUGACUGAGGUAGGCUGAAAAAGCUGUCUUUAAACAGGACAAAGGGGGCUGGAAAAUUCUACUGGAGCUUUAUAAUGUGUGCUAUUAUUGUCGUCUCUACUUUUAUAUUGCUGGCAAUUUUUUUUAUUUUAAAAAGUAAAUAAAUGUAUUAUUUAUUACCUUU
Molecule: messenger RNA, 1311 nt
Organism: Osmerus eperlanus (European smelt)
Lineage: Eukaryota; Metazoa; Chordata; Actinopteri; Osmeriformes; Osmeridae
Gene: wars2
Product: tryptophanyl tRNA synthetase 2, mitochondrial
Exons: 6
Coding region: 29-1123 (364 amino acids)
Biological process (GO): mitochondrial tryptophanyl-tRNA aminoacylation
Cellular component (GO): mitochondrion; mitochondrial matrix
Molecular function (GO): ATP binding; tryptophan-tRNA ligase activity
Source: RefSeq, a predicted model, not a curated record